GCGGCUGCGCGUCAGGAGCAGUGCGCGUGCGCCGAGCGCGGCGUGACACUCGUGGAGUGGAAGUGUGUGAGCGGUGAUCCCGGCUCAUCAUCGGUGUGUGACUGCGUGUGUGUGACAGAGACGGGGUCUGACGCGGAUCAUGUCGUGGCUCUUCGGGCUCGGUAAAGGUCAGGGCGGCGCACCGCCGGACGCUUCGGUUCCGCCCGGUCCUCCUCCUCCUCCUCCUCCUCCGGCCGGCGGCUCCGGCUCCGGUUCGGGAGACAAACCCAAGGACAAAUGGAGCAACUUCGACCCCACGGGGCUGGAGCGCGCCGCGCAGGCGGCCAAAGAGCUGGACCGAUCGCGUCACGCCAAAGAUGCGCUGGAUCUGGCGCGCAUGCAGGAGCAGACCGUGCAGAUGGAGCACCAGAGCAGAAUCAAGGAGUACGAGGCAGCGGUGGAGCAGCUGAAGGGUGAUCAGAUCCGUAUCCAGGCGGACGAGCGAAGGAAAACUCUGAACGAGGAGACCAAACAGCACCAGGCGAGGGCGCAGUAUCAGGACAAAUUGGCACGGCAGCGGUAUGACGAGCAGCUCCGGCAGCAGCAAAUGUUAAAUGAGGAGAACCUGCGCAAACAGGAAGAGUCUGUGCAGAAGCAGGAGGCCAUGAGGAGAGCGACCGUCGAACACGAGAUGGAGCUGCGGCACAAGAACGAGAUGCUACGCGUGGAGGCGGAGUCUAAAGCUCGCGCACGUGUGGAGAGAGAGAACGCUGACAUCAUCCGCGAGCAGAUCCGACUGAAGGCGGCCGAACACCGACAGACCGUCCUCGAGUCCAUACGGACGGCGGGCGCCGUGUUCGGGGAAGGUUUCCGUGCAUUUGUAUCCGACUGGGAUAAAGUGACGGCAACGGUGGCGGGACUCACUCUGCUGGCGGUGGGUGUUUAUUCUGCUCGUAACGCAACUGCUGUGGCCGGACGAUAUAUCGAGGCGCGGCUAGGAAAACCUUCGCUAGUGCGAGAGACGUCACGAUUCACUGUGGUGGAAGCCCUCAAACACCCCAUCAAGAUGGCGAAGCGGUUGAAGAGCAAACCUCAGGACGCGCUGGAGGGAGUGGUGCUCAGCCCGACGCUGGAGGAGCGCGUGCGCGACAUCGCCAUAGCGACGAGGAACACGCGGCAGAACCGUGGACUGUACCGGAACAUCUUGAUGUACGGGCCGGCGGGGACAGGGAAGACGCUCUUCGCUAAGAAGCUGGCGAUGCAUUCUGGGAUGGAUUACGCCAUCAUGACGGGAGGAGACGUGGCGCCGAUGGGUCGAGACGGAGUGACGGCGAUGCACAAGGUGUUCGACUGGGCCGGGACCAGCGGACGAGGGUUGCUGCUGUUUGUGGAUGAAGCCGACGCUUUCCUUCGCAAGAGAUCCACUGAGCGGAUAAGUGAAGAUCUACGUGCGACUCUGAAUGCAUUCCUGUACCGCACUGGAGAACAGAGCAACAAGUUCAUGCUGGUUCUCGCCAGUAAUCAGCCCGAGCAGUUUGAUUGGGCAAUAAACGACCGAAUCGAUGAGAUCGUGAACUUCAUGCUGCCGGGACUCGAGGAGCGAGAGAGACUCGUACGACUUUACUCCGACAAAUACGUGCUGGAGCCGGCCACCGGAGGACGCCAGAGGCUGAAGCUGGCUCAGUUUGACUACGGGCUGAAGUGUUCAGAGAUAGCGAAGCGUGUGGAGGGAAUGUCCGGACGAGAGAUCUCCAAACUCGCAGUGGCCUGGCAGGCGGCGGCGUACUCCUCCGAGGAUGGCGUCCUGACCGAGCCGAUGAUCGACGCGCGGGUGGACGACUCUGUCAGACAGCACCGGCAGAAGAUGGACUGGCUUCAUGGAGAAGGGGUUCUGGAUAACGAGGGCCGGCCGAUUCCCGCCAAAGGCUCCGCGCCGCCGCUCAAGGCACAGGAAGUGCUCCGCCCUCUACAGGAAGUGCCAUCGGACGGGAGCAGACCCGAGGGGACUCCGGUGUAACAGUCCUGUGGAGUCUUGUGUCUUUAGGACGAUUAAAGCUGUGUUUGUGCUCAUGUUUACUGAUCUCACGUCUGUAAGGUUAAUAUUCAUUGACUGGAAACAAGUUCACAUCAAAUCCUGGAAACUGUUUUUAUGUCUUGACAGUAAAGCCAUUCUCAUUUCUCAUGA
Puntigrus tetrazona (Sumatra barb) is the source of this 2164-nucleotide messenger RNA. It is a transcript of the gene atad3, whose product is annotated as ATPase family AAA domain containing 3. The record is from RefSeq and is a predicted model, not a curated record. Gene Ontology annotation, biological process: mitochondrion organization. Bases 140 to 1996 code for a protein of 618 amino acids. The transcript has 16 exons. Gene Ontology annotation, molecular function: zinc ion binding; ATP binding; ATP hydrolysis activity. Gene Ontology annotation, cellular component: mitochondrion. NCBI's taxonomy places the organism in Eukaryota, Metazoa, Chordata, Actinopteri, Cypriniformes, Cyprinidae.